GCCCACCCGAUAUUUAUGCAACUCCCAAAAAUCUGGCAGCUCCAGAGAAGAUGACAAGAAAUGAAAUUGGUAUUGAGAUUGAAAUGUUUCUAAAACCCUAAAGCCUCUCGUUCUCUUUCUGUUUCUGCCUCAAAAAAUUUUUACAAUACAAGAAAAUGGCGACGCUUCAUCUUCAACUUCAACUAUCAAAUCCCAAUACAUCGUCUCCUUCAUUGUCUACUCCAAUUCCCCACAAGCUAUCUAUUUCCCGGAGAACUGGACGAAGUUCCAAGCGAUACCGUUCUGGUUCGUGUUCUGGGUCUGUAAGCUGCUCAUUUGCCCCAAUGGAGUCUGCGAAGAUAAAGGUCGUGGGUGUCGGUGGCGGUGGCAAUAAUGCCGUUAAUCGCAUGAUUGGAAGUGGUUUGCAGGGUGUUGAUUUCUAUGCCAUAAACACCGAUUCUCAAGCACUAUUACAGUCUGCUGCUCAGAACCCACUUCAAAUUGGAGAGCUUUUGACUCGUGGACUAGGCACUGGUGGGAAUCCUCUUUUAGGAGAGCAGGCUGCAGAGGAAUCAAAAGAAGCCAUUGCGAAUGCACUUAAGGGCUCAGAUCUUGUUUUUAUAACAGCUGGUAUGGGUGGAGGCACAGGCUCUGGUGCUGCACCAGUUGUAGCCCAGAUAUCAAAGGAGGCAGGGUAUUUGACUGUUGGUGUGGUCACCUAUCCUUUCAGUUUUGAGGGCCGUAAGAGAUCCCUGCAGGCAUUAGAGGCUAUUGAAAAAUUACAAAAAAAUGUUGAUACUCUAAUAGUGAUACCCAAUGACCGCCUGCUUAAUAUUGCUGAUGAGCAGACACCCCUUCAGGAUGCCUUCCUUCUUGCUGAUGAUGUUCUACGCCAAGGAGUGCAAGGAAUUUCGGAUAUUAUUACAAUACCUGGAUUGGUUAAUGUGGAUUUUGCAGAUGUAAAAGCAGUUAUGAAAGAUUCCGGUACUGCAAUGCUUGGAGUCGGAGUUUCCUCCAGCAAAAAUCGUGCAGAAGAAGCAGCUGAACAAGCAACCUUGGCACCACUGAUUGGAUCAUCAAUUCAGUCAGCUACUGGAGUAGUUUAUAACAUUACUGGAGGAAAAGACAUAACGUUGCAGGAAGUGAACAGAGUGUCCCAGGUUGUUACAAGCUUAGCUGAUCCAUCUGCAAAUAUAAUAUUUGGUGCUGUUGUGGACGACCGCUAUAAUGGAGAGAUUCAUGUGACCAUCAUUGCAACUGGUUUCUCCCAGUCAUUCCAGAAGACACUUCUAACAGACCCCAGGGCUGCAAAACUUGUAGACAAAAUGGCAGGGAACCAAGAAGGCAAGGCAGUGCCGCUCCCUCUCAAGCCUGCAACCUCACCUUCCACGGUUCCUUCUAGACCAUCUCCAAGAAAGCUCUUCUUUUGAUUAUUUUUUCUCUCCCCUUUUUUCGGUUUUUGUUUUGUGGAGAUAGAGAUGGGGGAGAAUGCUUUCUCCUGCGCCAAAUUCACCUUUGUAUUGAUUGUGAAGUUAAAUCCAUAUCAGAUGGUUUUGUUGUC
This is a messenger RNA of Hevea brasiliensis (rubber tree), 1540 nucleotides long. RefSeq names its product cell division protein FtsZ homolog 1, chloroplastic. The record is from RefSeq and is a predicted model, not a curated record. Gene Ontology annotation, biological process: chloroplast fission; cell division; microtubule-based process. Gene Ontology annotation, molecular function: GTPase activity; GTP binding. Bases 156 to 1409 code for a protein of 417 amino acids. Gene Ontology annotation, cellular component: microtubule; chloroplast; cell division site. The transcript is spliced from 6 exons. NCBI's taxonomy places the organism in Eukaryota, Viridiplantae, Streptophyta, Magnoliopsida, Malpighiales, Euphorbiaceae.